Brachypodium distachyon (stiff brome) is the source of this 1154-nucleotide messenger RNA. RefSeq names its product mucin-1. The transcript has a single exon. NCBI's taxonomy places the organism in Eukaryota, Viridiplantae, Streptophyta, Magnoliopsida, Poales, Poaceae. The record is from RefSeq and is a predicted model, not a curated record. Bases 135 to 788 code for a protein of 217 amino acids.
CUCCCUUCCCCGCGCCACCAACCAAACACAAACCCAAGGAGAGAACCCAAUCUCGCCGCAGAUCUGCUCCGCCCAUCCAUCCCCGGCGCACGAGCUCGCCCGCCGCCGCCGCUGCCUUAUUCUUCUUCUUCUCCAUGGCAUUGCCGCCGCUGCCCCGCGCCGCCUCCCUCCUCCUCCUGGUGCUGAUCGCGCUCGUCGCCUCCGCGGCGGCGAAGAAGAGCCCCAUCUCGCUGCCGCCAUCCCCCGGCGCGCCCACCGCGUCCCCCAAUGUCCUCCGCCCUAACUCCACCUCCGACGAUUCUACCGCCGCAGCGCCGUCUCAAUCCCCCGCCCCCGACGACGGCGAGGAAGACAACGCGGCGGCGGCGUCUCCUCCCGCGCCGACGGUGACCUCCCCGCUCCCGUCCCCCUCGGCGGCCCCCUCGCCGCUCUCCGCCGCCGCCAGCCCUACACCUGCUGCCCCUGCCCCUGCUCCCGCCGCCGACAGCGACGAAGACGAAGACGACAAGGAUGGGUACAAGAAGAAGAAGCCCAAGACGGCCCCGGCGCCCGCGCCGGCCGCGAUGGAGGUGAAGGCCGGCACCGGCACUGGGGAAGAGCAGGUGGCGCCGGGGGACCUGGAGGACCGGCACGACGAGAUGAACGGCGGCAAGAAGGCGGGCAUCGUGGUGGGCGCCUUCUCGGCGGCGGCCGUGGUGGGCCUCGCCGCCGUGGUGUACCGGAAGCGGCAGGCCAACAUCCGGCGGUCCAGGUACGCCGACUACUCCGCCCGCCUGGAGCUCGUCUGAUGAGGGACGGGAGGUGCAAGCAAUCCACGGCCAAUGGCGAUUUCGAUCCACGGGAGAUUGAAGCUGGAGUAAUUCUUUUGAUCUGUCCUUUGUUAAUUAGAUUCUUGGUCAAUUCUUGGGUGCCGAUUCUUUAGCGGAAGAGAGAUGAUACAUGGGAUCGACGAGCAAUAACUCCAUACGUGUUUUGUUUUGAUGUGGAGACGAAGAGGAGGAUGAGGAUAUACAUUUUUCUUUUUGUAUACUUAGUUUUAGGACUACUGCAUUUCACCAUUUGUCAGUAAGUAGCACGAUAUAUACGACUUCUUCUUGGUAUCGAUCAGUGUCUGCUUUUUUGCUGUUUCCUAAAAAUCAAUUCUACUUGUAUUA